AUGCUCCAAAUCGGCCGCACGCACGGCACUCUCGCACGCACCCAAAUCGAAGGCAGCAUCGCCUUCUAUGCCACCUUGUUCCAAGAAACAGCCAAGCUCGACUGGGCGCGGGUGCGCUCGACCGCGCUCGAGUUCGAACCGGUGAUCCGUCGCAAAUGGCCGGCCUAUCUCGAAGAGAUGCGCGGCAUCGCUGAGGGCGCCGGAGUCGAGCUAUCGGAUGUGCUGGCGCUGAAUGUGCGCACCGAAAUCGCGUUUGGCUUGUUCACCGACGGCUGCACGAUGCUGGCCUGGCACUCCAAGGAGCAGUCUGGCAGUACGGCAAUCAUUGCGCAGAAUUGGGAUUGGAGAGCAGAGCAACGCUCCAAUUUGAUUGCGCUUAGCAUCGUGCAAGACAACCUUCCGUCGAUAAAGAUGAUCACCGAAGGCGGCAUCAUCGGCAAGAUAGGCUUCAACAGCGCAGGCGUCGGCUGCACACUCAACGCCAUCCGCGCGAUAGGAAUGGACCCCACCCGCAUGCCGUGCCAUCUGGCCUUGCGCGCCGUUCUCGAGUCGCCCUCCAAAGACGCCGCCGUCGCUACCAUCGAAAAGCACGGGGUCGCUUCUUCUUGCACCAUCAGCAUCGCUGACGCCGAGACGGGCUCCGUCAGCCUGGAGUGGAGCGCGACCGACGUCCAGAAGCUGUUCCCCGACGGCACGGGGCGCAUCUACCACAGCAACCAUUACCUAGUCGACCACCCGGGCGUCAAGGACACGGUCUAUCUUCCGGACAGCAUUCCCCGCGUGAAGCGCAUCAGGGAGCUGAGCGAGGCGCUGGGGAAGGUCGACCCGACCGUGAGCGAGUUGCUUGACGUCUUCAAGGACGAGCAGAACUUCCCCAAGAGCAUCAACCGCAAGCAGGUCGAGGCGAGGCAGUCGGAGACUCUGUUCAAUAUCAUCUGCGACCUCAAGGCCAGGAAGGCCUAUGUUACUGAGGGUCGUCCAACCGAGGCAAAGAGUACCUUCACGCUGGAGCUUUGA
Lasiodiplodia theobromae is the source of this 1017-nucleotide messenger RNA. Its product is annotated as Acyl-coenzyme a:6-aminopenicillanic-acid-acyltransferase. Lineage: Eukaryota; Fungi; Ascomycota; Dothideomycetes; Botryosphaeriales; Botryosphaeriaceae. The coding region runs from base 1 to 1017 and encodes 338 amino acids. The record is from RefSeq and is a predicted model, not a curated record. The transcript has 3 exons.